GCCCGCUCUCGUGCGUCAGCGCGCAGCCCAGUAGGAGACGUCAUGAGCGUCUUACUACCCAACAUGGCGGACUUUGAUACCAUUUAUGAGUUGGAAGACGAAGAGGAUGAGCACGUAGUGAGUGAGGAACACUUGCCCAGAUACUGUCCGGAGCCCGUGGUGAUGCGAGGGGCCGGGCACAUCACAGUGUUUGGACUGAGCAACAGAUUUGACACAGAAUUUCCCUCUGUUCUCACGGGAAAGGUAGCGCCAGAGGAAUUCAAAACCAGCAUCAGCAGGGUGAAUGCUUGUUUGAAGAAGAACUUGCCUGUGAAUGUGAAGUGGCUUCUUUGCGGCUGCCUGUGCUGUUGCUGUACAGUAGGCUGCAGUCUAUGGCCUGUUAUCUGCCUCAACAAGAGAACGAGACGGUCUAUUCAUAAGUUGUUAGAGUGGGAAAAUAACCGAUUAUACCACAAGCUGGGUCUGCACUGGAAACUCAGUAAAAGAAAAUGUGAAAGCAGUAAUAUGAUGGAAUAUGUAAUUCUUAUAGAAUUCUUACCCAAAUAUCCUAUAUUCCGACCGGACUGAGGAGGCUGUUACUGUAAAAGACUGGAUGCAUGGCCCUUGAAUCUUAUCCUUAGUGCCUUGUAUAUACAGUAUGUCGGAAUAAGGGUCUGCACCAAUGUCUCUCGUGAUGACCCUGUACAUCUCCCUGUACCUUGUACUUUAGAAUUUGCAACACUGUCACUUUGCUUUAGAGCAGAUUUUGCACAUAUUUCUUCCUGACAGAACUAGACAUGUCCCCUUUGUUGCACUCGGAUGUGUUUUUUGUGACAAACAAGUGAAACCCUCAAAAAGUGCAUUAACCCCAAAGAACCUUCAACCUGUAUCCCAUCUAUUAUAUCAGUAAUCCCUUGCAAAGAAUGUGAUGCCUCCACCUUCCUUAACUAUCCUUGCCUUAUGUAUGAUUUUCUUUUUAUAACUACAUGUAAGAGAAGUGGGAAGGCACUGGGUAAUUCAACAAGUCUGUAGAUUCAAAUGCUGUUUGUUGGGUUUCCUCUCUUCGAAACCACUUCUUUGCAAGUAGAUGGGAUGGUUGAAAUUGCCUAAUGUACAGUGUACGCCAUCACCCUGUGUUAACUCUUUACAUUUGACCCUCUGUAUAUGGGAACUAGCUAGUAAUAACUUGACCUGUAAAUACCAUGUUUUAGAAUAAGCUGUACAGUGGUAUACCAUUGUUUACAUAAAGUUACUUAGCUCUAUAGUUUGUUUGCCAAUAUAUUGCUGUACCAUAGUUUUAAAUAAUGAAAGAUGUCUAUGUACCUUUCUAGUUUAUAUGGACCUGUUUACCUUGUAAGCCAUAUAGUUACAAUGUACAUGAUGCCAGAGUUAGGACUGAUUAUUGCACUUGAGAAAGUCAGGAUUUCAGACAAUGAUGCAUCCUGAAGAUUCAUCCACAGCAGUGCAUGUUACCAUGUGGUCUUUGCCAAUUAAGAUGACAUUUAAUGAGUUGUCAUCCAUUAAAACUGGAGAUGGUUGCAUCUCUAAUGUGCAGUUGGAAGAUUAUGAUUUGAUUUGAUUUAUUUAAUUGUAUCAAGAAUGCCUUACACAU
Messenger RNA from Sander lucioperca (pikeperch), 1591 nucleotides. RefSeq names its product cysteine-rich hydrophobic domain 1 (gene chic1). Lineage: Eukaryota; Metazoa; Chordata; Actinopteri; Perciformes; Percidae. The record is from RefSeq and is a predicted model, not a curated record. The transcript has 6 exons. The coding region runs from base 43 to 567 and encodes 174 amino acids.